AUACGAAAAUACAGUGCAAAGUCGCUGUUUUAUUCCAAAAACACGGUCAAAGUUUUUUUUUCUCAUUAUGCACUGUGUGCUGCAGGAUUUUUUUAUACUGCACACACUGACCACAUAGACCCAUUCUUUUAUAUGUAUGCCUACCAGCUUUCUCCCACUAGAUUUGAGGGCGCUAGAAUUUAGGCGUACUAGUACGUCAAAAACCCUGGGUCGUAAGCCGUACUAGUUCGGCCGAAACCCUCAAAGGGUUAAUAGACUUAAAUGAGAAAUGUAAAUUGAGAGAGGUUGGAAAAUGUUGUGCCAAUACUGUACUUAAUAUGAAAAGGGGGGAUGUGAAAACUUCUCUAAAUUAUAGGCCUGUUUCACUAGCAAGUACGUAUAGCUGUGAAAACCUUUAAAAAGCCAUUAGAGGAAAAUGGAUACACUUUUCUGAGUGAUAGAAACAUUUCAGAUGAUAAACCACUGAAUGGGUGGGGUUAGAACCUAUGGCAGGUGAGUCAUAAAACUUAAUUAAUAAACAGUUUGGAUUUAAAAAAGGUUAUGGUAUACUAUAGUGUCUCAUGAGAGGUUAAUUAAUAUGGAAAUUGCAAAAUGUGUGUAAAUUAUUGCAAAGGAUGAGAGUCUUUUUAGUAUGAAAAAAUGCAGAUAUAUUACAGGUUGACCAUCACUAAUCCGGCAUCAUCAGGACCUGUAGGAUGCCAGAUUACAGAGCAGUUAGGUUAGAAUACACUUAGCCCAGUGGCGAUGUUUACGCAUCGGUGAUUGUGCCCACUUUACACCUUAUUUUUGGCCCAUUCCAUUGUCUACCAAACUCUUAGUUAUUUCACUAGUAUUCCUUCUAUUCUUUCGACUGAGUACAAGAAACCGCCCAUUUACCUGUUUCCACUACCCAAUAAAGUGGUCAGAAAUUGGUAAUUUGGCCAAUUUCACACACAUUUCAAGAGAUGCCAAUUUCAAAAUAGGGUCCAGAAUAAACAGUGCAGACAUUUCUGGCACUACAAUAACAUUUUCUCUGUUCAUUAGCCACAUCUCCAGGCCCCUCUUAAUAUUAUUUUGAAUUUUUAUUCACACCGAAAAAUAGAAGAUUUACUGUUAUGCAGACUACUGCAGUAUUGUAAUAAUUGUAUAAAUAAUGUCAACCCAUUCAUGACUGCGUAUUAGACCGGCCAGGUUGACACGUAUUGGAUGGUAACGUCAAUUGUUUACUCCUGAACAUCGGCAAAAAUCGAACAUAAAUACAGCUAUAAAACCCAUAAGUUGCUGUUUUACACAGUAGCAGUUUUUUCUCAUACAUUGCAUGCUGCAGGAUUUCUUCUAUAGAGUACACACUUACCACACAAAACUAUUAUCUCAUAUAUAGGCUCAAAUUUACCAGUCACAGCUUAUCUGAGUGAGCUGAGCUCAUGGCAACCGACAGUGGCUUCAAAGCCACCUUAUCUUUUAUUGACUAUGUACGGUGUAUGUGCUUUACACAACAAGAAGCAUUUCUUUUAUUCGUUGGAACCAUGGCUAGGGCUAGAAGUGAGCAGGUUAUAGCAAUAAAUGGAGAAAAAGAAACUGGACUGACUUGUGCAGCAUGUAGCACCACCAAACAGUAGCGGCAGGCUGGUGUGGCAACCCUGGAAAUUUGAAAUUAUGGUAACCGAAAUUAGUGCCGGAUUACUGAUAGAACCAGGUUACUGAUUGCUGGAUUAGUGAUGGCCAACCUGUACACAAUAGUGAUAAGAGGAGAGAUGUCUUUAUGAGGUGAUGUCACUAUAUGAAAUAAAACUUAUGGAAAGAGUAAUAAUGUAUAGUUUAUAUAUUGUGAUAUUUCAGUAUUACUCCAGUAUUUAUUUUUCAGUAACUCUGUUUACAUUUUGUCUUUAUGAAAACAGUCCAAACCUUUCCCAGUGGCUCAGUAUGGUGGACGUUUCACAGUCACUAUGUUACCAGGAGAUGGUAUUGGCCCAGAAAUGAUGGGCUAUGUUCAAAAUAUCUUUAGAUAUGCAGGUGUACCUGUUGACUUUGAAGUGAUUCAGAUAACAAAAAACUCAACAGAUGAUGAAUUUGAAAAUGCUAUGAUCUGUAUUAGAAGGAAUGGUGUUGCUUUAAAAGGAAGCAUCGAGAGCAAAUAUGGGAAUGCUUCAAGUGGUUCUCGUAAUGCGACACUGCGCACACAGUUGGAUCUCUUUGCUAAUGUUUUGCACUGUAAAACAUAUCCUUCUAUCCAGUCUCGACAUAGCGAUGUGGAUAUAAUUAUCAUCCGUGAAAACACUGAAGGAGAGUAUUCCAUGCUAGAGCAUGAGAAUGUGAAGGGUGUCAUUGAGAGUAUGAAGAUAAUUACUAGGAAGGGCUCAGAGCGAAUUGCAAGAUAUGCUUUUGAAUAUGCUAUCAGGCAUGGUCGCAAGAAGGUCACUGCUGUUCAUAAAGCAAACAUCAUGAAAUUAUCUGAUGGGCUCUUUCUGGAAACAUGUCGCAGCAUAGCCAAAGAAUAUCCGGAAAUAGAAUUCAGCGACAUGAUUGUUGACAACACCUGCAUGCAACUAGUAGCCAGACCCCAACAGUUUGAUGUCAUGGUGAUGCCCAAUCUGUAUGGUAAUGUAGUGUCUAAUGUUGUGUGUGGACUUGUGGGUGGACCGGGAUUACUCUCAGGACGAAAUUAUGGAGAGCAUUUUGCAGUAUUUGAACCAGGAACACGCAAUACUGGAGCAUCAGUGGCAGGCCGCAACAUUGCUAAUCCAGUAGCCAUGUUGAAUUCUGCAUGUGAUAUGCUAGAACACUUGGAUCUUCAAUCCCAUGCUCACCUGAUUCGAGAUGCUAUUGACAGAACACUGAAUGUGGACAAGAUUCAUACUGCUGAUCUGGGUGGACAAGCAACUAGUUUAGAUGUUGUUCAGAACAUCAUUCAUGUGAUCCAAGCCAACACCAAGGAUAGCAGUUGGUAAUUUUUUCCUACUUCUCCAGUUGCUUCUUUUGCUCAUGUCAGCUUGUAAGUUUUUACUUAUAGCUUUAGUCUAUACUCUUAUAAAAAAUAUGCCUAAUGUUGGCCAGUAUUUUUUUUUUUCAUAGCUUCAGUAGGUCUGUAAGUGACAAAUAUAAAUUUCUUAUUUUCUUUUUUGGAUUGACUAAGGCUUUGCAUAUCAAAACAGUAAUGUAUAUUUUGUUAAAAUUAUUAAGUAAUAAUGUUACAGUAAUAGUAGUAGGCAAAUACUGUACUGUCUACUGUCUAGGCUAUCUGUAUUCUGAAUACUAUAUACUUGUAGUUGAUAUCUCAAACUUCUUUUUAAUUUCUAACAUAUUAUUUUCUUAUUUUCACCAUUUUUCAUUGUCAUUUAUACAGUUAAAAAUUUCCUGCAAAUAAUAUAAUUCCUGAAAUAGAGUAGUACAGUAGUCCCCCCAAAUUCACGGGGGUUAUUUGGAAACUGCGAAUUCUGGACGCGGUUAAAAAAAAUUCCUAUAAAUGCCUAUUUUUAUAGUUUAAACCCUAAAUAUGCUCCCAAAACCCUUGAAUUUAAUUUCAAACUCAGCUUUAUACAUCACCCUUAACCCUUAAACUGUCCAAACUUAGAUCUACGUUCACAUGCGUAGUGCUCCGAACGUAAAUCUACAUUUCUUUUUAUGUGCUUUUAAGUGGAGAAAAUAAAGGUCGGAGCACUACGCAUGUAAACGUACUGUAAUUCAUGUUCUCUGGUAUACUGCAAUUCAUGCAACCUCAUUUUCUUUGGUAUACGUAUGGUAAAAAUAUGGAAAUUUUGCAGAAUUUACGUUAAUAUUUAUGUUACAAAAUUAUUAAAUUAUAGUUUUUCUUAAUAUUUAGCAUUCAGAUGCAUAAAACCAAAAAAAAAUUCAGCAGAUUUGCGGGGAUUUCCGCAAACAAUUAUUAGUUAGGUUCUAAGGAAAAAUCCUCAAAUUAGUAUUCGGUUGUCUUCUGAAGUAUUGGACCAAGACUGCUGUUCAGAAGAAAACAGGACGAUCUUGAAAAGAUAAUUUCGUAAUUCAGAUACUUAAGACAAUCAGCAAUAUCGUACCCCCCCCCCCCUAUAUUAGUCCGAUAAUUAGAGGGUUCACUGUACUCACAUUUUGCUAGAGGAAAAUUCACCCACUUCUUUUUAUGGUAGCUUGUAGAAUUCAUGAAGAGAAGCAUUGACAUCUUUAUCACCUGCCCCCUUUAGAAUUCUCUAUUUGGCUUAAGGAGACUACAGUAUAUAUUUAUACUUAGUUAAUUUGAACACCACAGGAAAAGUGCCAAAUUUUAUUUCAGGGAGAGGCUGAGGGAUUUUUUUUUAUAGAUUUCAUUGGUGAAUUGGUCACCUUAAGUUUCAUAAACCAGUUUUGCAACAUUUGCAGAGGUCUCAUUUGGAGGUGAAUUACAAUUACAUACUGUAUAUAAAUAUCGUUUCAAACAGAUUUUUUUUUUAUUUGUAUGUUCUUAGAAUUUAUAGGGUAUAAAACAAAAUAAAUUAUUAUUAAUUAUAAUAAUA
Messenger RNA from Cherax quadricarinatus, 4463 nucleotides. The record is from RefSeq and is a predicted model, not a curated record. NCBI's taxonomy places the organism in Eukaryota, Metazoa, Arthropoda, Malacostraca, Decapoda, Parastacidae.